Pygocentrus nattereri (red-bellied piranha) is the source of this 1278-nucleotide messenger RNA. It is a transcript of the gene hadh, whose product is annotated as hydroxyacyl-CoA dehydrogenase. Gene Ontology annotation, biological process: fatty acid beta-oxidation. The record is from RefSeq and is a predicted model, not a curated record. Gene Ontology annotation, molecular function: NAD+ binding; (3S)-3-hydroxyacyl-CoA dehydrogenase (NAD+) activity. NCBI's taxonomy places the organism in Eukaryota, Metazoa, Chordata, Actinopteri, Characiformes, Serrasalmidae. The coding region runs from base 85 to 1014 and encodes 309 amino acids. Gene Ontology annotation, cellular component: mitochondrion. The transcript is spliced from 8 exons.
CGCGAAGCGAGCCUGCAAGCACAGUGACCUUCCUCGGACUGAGGAGAUCCGUCGUGCUAGCGCCGCAGAUCCACACACAGAGCCAUGGCUUUCUUCACACAUCAGAUUACCAGAACAUUAUGCUCUUCUGCUGUCCGAAAUGCAGCCAUCAAACAUGUCACUGUAAUCGGAGGUGGAUUAAUGGGUUCAGGCAUUGCUCAGGUUGCUGCAGUGACAGGGCAUUCAGUGGUGCUGGUGGACACAUCUGAGGACAUCCUGAAGAAUUCCGCCAAGAACAUCCAGGGCAGCCUGAAGAGAGUGGUGAAGAAGAAGUUUGCAGACAAACCUGAGGCUGGAGAAGAGUUUGUUCAGAAGGUGAUGAAUAACAUUUCCACAAGUACAGAUGCUGCCUCAGUGGUGCAGAAAACAGACCUUGUGGUGGAGGCCAUUGUGGAGAAUCUCAAAGUUAAACAGGCUCUCUUUUCUACAUUGGAUAAAGUGGCUCCAGCACACACCAUCUUUGUCAGCAACACAUCCUCGCUGCCUAUUGCAGACAUUGCCAGCUCAACAGCCCGGUUAGAUCGGUUUGGGGGUCUCCAUUUCUUCAACCCUGUCCCCAUGAUGAAGCUGGUUGAGGUGAUCAAGGCGGCGGGAACGAGCCAACAAACGUUCGAUGCACUCCUUGAUUUCACCAAAGCUUUAGGAAAGCACCCUGUGUCGUGCAAAGACACUCCAGGCUUCAUUGUAAACCGGCUGCUUGUUCCUUAUAUGCUGGAGGCUGUCCGGCUUUAUGAACGAGGCCACGGAUCGAAAGAGGACAUUGAUGUAGCCAUGAAGCUUGGUGCUGGUUAUCCUAUGGGGCCUUUUGAGCUUCUGGACUAUGUAGGAUUGGACACGUCAAAGUUUAUCAUUGAUGGUUGGUAUGAAAAGGAGCCUGAAAACCCCCUGUUUGCACCCAGUCCCUUGCUCAAUAAACUAGUGGCUGAAGGCAAGCUGGGUAAGAAGACUGGAGAGGGAUUCUACAAGUACAAGUAACCAGAGCAUGGAUGAGCUUGAUCUGUUGAUCAGAGAGCACUUAUGCAGAGAGAAUCCACAUAGAGCUGUGAGCAGAGGAGGACAACCGAUUGAACAUUAAACUGCAAUUUUGCAACGGUAAACAAACAGGAGAAAUCUUAGUGCCUUGCUGACCGGCAGAUAACAGAUCGUCUUGAACUCAGCCCUUCAUAAUCCGUCUGUUUUUUGAUGUCGGGCUGACAAAUGCAGUGUUGAAUUAAAAAAAUUAUUUGGAUAUAUUGGAAA